Penicillium chermesinum is the source of this 1731-nucleotide messenger RNA. Its product is annotated as sugar porter family MFS transporter. Gene Ontology annotation, biological process: carbohydrate transport; transmembrane transport. Gene Ontology annotation, cellular component: membrane. NCBI's taxonomy places the organism in Eukaryota, Fungi, Ascomycota, Eurotiomycetes, Eurotiales, Aspergillaceae. The record is from RefSeq and is a predicted model, not a curated record. The transcript is spliced from 2 exons. Bases 1 to 1731 code for a protein of 576 amino acids. Gene Ontology annotation, molecular function: carbohydrate:proton symporter activity.
AUGGCGGUCAGUCAGUCGGUGGUUGGCCGUGCCAACGCGGAGAAGGCCCAUGGUCUGAUGGGUAUGCUGAAGAACCCGUAUGUCUUCCUGACCUGCUGCUUCGCCUCCCUUGGCUGUAUCAUGUACGGCUAUGACCAGGGAGUCAUGGGUCCUAUCUUGGUCAUGGAAAACUUCCAAAAUCACUUCCCCUACUUCGAAGGCUCGACCAUUCAAGGCUGGCUCGUGUCGGCCCUGGAGCUCGGUGCUUGGCUCGGUGCUCUGAUCAACGGUAUCCUGGCGGAUCGCAUUUCCAGAAAGUAUGCCAUGAUGGUUGCCGUCGUCAUCUUCACUCUCGGUACUGGUUUACAGGCGGGUGCGCAGAAUCCAGCCUACUUCUUCGCCGGGCGCAUCAUCGGUGGUGUGGGCAUUGGUAUGUUCAGUAUGGUCAUCCCGCUGUACCAGGCCGAGAUUGCUCCUCCUGAACUGCGUGGAUCGCUGGUCUCUUUGCAGCAGCUCUCCAUCACCAUCGGAACGGCGAUUUCCUUCUGGCUCGACUACGGUAUGCAGUAUGUGGGCGGGGUGCACUGCAACCCAGAAGGAAUUGACAACCCUUUCCUCAAGAGCGGAACCUACAAUGCCGCCCAGAACCACGGCCACACCUGUCUCGGUCAGAAGACGAUCGCCUGGCGUCUCCCGCUGGCCCUUCAGAUCAUCCCAGCCUGGAUCCUUUUCUUCGGCAUGUUCUGGUUCCCGUUCUCUCCUCGUUGGCUGAUGAUGAAGCACCGCGAUGAGGAAGCCCUCGCUACCCUUUCCAAGCUGCGCCGCCUGCCCGCCGCCGAUCCCCUCAUCCGAGCCGAGUUCCUCGAAAUCAAGGCGGCUGUCAUGUUUGAUGAAGAGACCGAGCGUGACCUCGUUGGUUCUGGCGGUGCCUUCGCCCCCUGGAAGGCCCUGUUUGCCCCGAACAUGCUGCGCCGUUUGCUGCUUGGUUGCGGUAUGAUGGUGUUCCAACAGUUCACUGGUAUCAACGCCGUGCUGUACUAUGCUCCUCAGAUUUUCUCCAGCUUCGGGUUCUCGUCUACCACCCAGACCCUUCUGGCUACUGGUGUGACUGGUAUCUUGCAGAUCAUCUUCACCCUGCCGUCUGUCCUGUUCUUGGAUAAAUUUGGACGCAAGACCUUCCUCAUUGUGGGAGCCAUUGGCAUGUUCUGUUGCCACGUGGUCGUCGCUACCGUGGAGGGUAUCUACAAGCCGCAGUGGGAUCUCAACGAAGGUCUGGCCAAGACGCAAGGAUGGGUUGCUAUCGCGUUCAUUUGGCUCUUUGCCGUGAACUUUGCUUACUCCUGGGUAUGUCCCGUUGCCUGGGUCUUGGCCCAAGAGAUCUUCCCCAACAGCCAGCGUUCGCGCGGUGUCGCCCUCGUCGCAUCCACCAACUGGCUCUUCAACUUCAUCAUUGGACUGACCACCAAGGACAUGCUCGACUCGAUGAAAUACGGAACCUACAUCUUCUUCGCCAUCUUCUCCGGUCUGGGUGGCCUUUUCAUUUGGUACUUCUCGCCCGAGACCAAGGACAAGACUCUGGAAGAGCUGGAUGUCUUCUUCGGCGGCUCUGAGGAGAGCAUUGCCGAGGCCGAUCGCCAGCGCAUGCAGCGCAUCAACGAGUCCCUAGGCCUUGCUGGUGUUGAGAAUGUCGAGGAUCUUAAGACGGCUGUCACUUCCGAGCAGGUUGAGUUUGAGUCUACUACGAAGGCCUAG